CGCCGCCUUGGAGAGCUCCCCAUGCCUCACCUCCAGGAGCAUGGAUUCCGCUGGCUCCCAGGAAAAGAAAUCCAUCCCACGCUUCGCCAGCUUCAAGCCUCGGCCAGCCCCUCCGCCCGAAGCUGAUCGGCCGCCCGGCCCCAGUCGCGACACCUCCGACCGCGAUGACAAGUCCAGGCACCGCUCCAAGCACCGCUCAAGACAUAGGAGCCAUCAUGACCGCUCCAGGUCUCGAGAACGUCACAAGGAACACAGGGAACAUCGUCCAUCUCAGAAGGAAGCUAGUCAUCGCCGACGAGAGCCCACCCCCGAAUAUCCACGAACAUCUGCACCGAGCCGCACCGUGAAGCCCCCGACCGAGGAAGCCUCAGAUUUGUAUUUCAUAGACAGCAAGGGCGACCGGUACAAUCUCAUAUAUGGAACCCUACAUCGAUACAGCAUUCCGCAAUAUCAUCGAGUUGGUCGUGGCAGAGUUUUGGGCUUGCCCCCCAGCUACAAAAUCGAUCGAGAGAGCGCGGUCGAGGACGUGUUGGUUAUAACGAGCGAACAUAAAACGGAAAAGUCCAGGGCGAAAGCGAAGAAUCUCCUCUCAGGUCUUAAUAAGAGCAAAGAGCGACUACUUCGGAUACGGCCAGAGUCUGUGCUUGACGCAGCCGCAGAAACGUUGGACUACAUUCCUUUGAGUGCCUCCGGCAAUGGGAAGCGCCAUGACUUUCUAGAAAUCGACUCGGGUGACGAGAAAUACGCAUAUCGAUCGAUUCAUGGCAAAGCAAAACCAGGCGAAGACUUGCCCAGCGAUGUGGAAGCCGUCUCUGAGACGGAUUCGGACCGAGAGGGGAGCCGGAGUGACCCUGACCAGGAGAUCAAACAACGCAAUGCGGAAUUGUUAAGAAAUAUUGAAAAGCAUCCUACCGAUGUUAUCGCAUGGCUCACUCUUAUUGACCACCAAGAAUCGCUUCUCCGAGGAUCCGAGAGAGAGUCUGGCUCUUUGACGUACGCGGAACAAAAGGGCUUGGCCGAUAUUAAGCUAUCGCUGUACGAAAAGGCGCUGAAAAAGGUUGGACCGAACUUUGCGAGGGAUCGCCUUUUACUUGGCCUUUUUGAGGAGGGUGCCAAACUAUGGGAUACCAAGAAGCUGUCCGCUCAGUGGCAGACUACUUUGAAGUCAAAUCCCCAGUACAUAAGCCUUUGGAUCCGAUAUCUCGACUUCCGUCAAACCGAGUUUCUAGAUUUUACUUAUGAGCGAUGCUUUGCUACCUUCCUUGAGUGUCUGAGGCUCAAUAGGUCUACAUCAGAGAAACCUGAGAAGGUCCAAAUCCACUUGUAUCUGUUUCUUCGGUUGACGCUCUUCAUCCGCGAAGCUGGGUUCACGGAGCAUGCAGCAGCUCUCUGGCAAGGUCUUCUCGAGCUGACUUUCUUCCGACCCGACUCGGUUGACGACAACCAAAGCCCAGAAGAUUUGAUGUCGGCUUUCCUAGAAUUUUGGGAAUCAGAGGUCUCGCGUGUUGGUGAAGCAGGCGCCAAAGGCUGGACGAGCACAGAGAAUGUGCUUCAAAAACCGAGUGAUACCGAAAAGCCUCGAUUCCAGCUUGACGCGCGAGCCUUAUUCGCAUCCUGGACACCAUACGAAAGGGAGCGAAUUGUCAAUGCUCGGUUACCAGCUCGCAGUAUCGAUGACUCGGAGGAAGAUGACCCUUACCGUGUCAUUAUUGCUUCUGAUCUUGAAGAAAUCCUGUCGCUAACAUGGCAGACACACCUAGCAUAUAUGCUGAUUGACGGCUUUCUUCAUUUCUGUCAUCUUCCACCGAUUUCAUCGGUCCAAAGCUUGGGCACAACCAGUCGUUGGAAUGGAGACGGCUUUAUACGGAACGAAUUUGCCAGCAGUUUUUAUGCAACGCUUGCGGACUGGCUGCCAAGUGUGGCUGCUGACACUGAGCCUACAGCGACAAGCCCCGUCCUCUUCCCUCAUCACAACUUUAUCGUCGCACUAGACACUCUUUUCGCCGAGCCAACCACGUGGUUUUCGGCCUUGAAAACCUGGAGCAAUGCCACGUCGGAUUCACAAUCCGACAUUGACCCUGCGUGGGUCCGCAGAACCCUUCGGCUGCUGAUAGAAGCGAACCCUGGCAAUGAUGAUCUGGCUGAAUAUGGUCUUGCUGUGGAGUUUGCGUGCAAUGCCAAGGAUGCUCGGAAAUAUGCGAAAUCGCUGCUCAAAAAGCGAUCAGCUAACCUGCGACUUUACAAUGCCUAUGCUCUCAUGGAACGGCGCUCCGGCAAUCACGCAGCUGCCGACCAUGUUUGGGCAACUUCCCUCUCUAUGAGCAAGACAUUCACCGAUCGCGACAGAGUGGAUAGCGUUAUUCUCUGGCAGACCUGGAUUUGGGAGCUUCUCGAGACGCGCAAUGUAGCCCAUGCAUCUUACCUGCUCUCCUGCAUACCCCAGAACAGCGUCGACUUCAAGGACUUUCCCGAUGCCUCAAGCCAACCCUCUUUCAGCCCGACAAAUCUGCUGAAGAUACAGAGCUACCUAUCAGAAGCCCAGCAAAUCGGUCUUGCCAACGACAAAGCCAACAUCUUCAUAGCCUGCACAGACUGCCUAGCCAUUCUAUCUUACCUCUCGCACUCCCAAGACCUCAACAAAGCCCUAGAAGCCUACAGCAGCGCACUUGCCCGACUCGCCUCCCUACCCGACCAAUCCAAGCCAUUCACGGCCUUCACCACCGAACUCCUCCAUCAAUCCCGCGCCCGGUUCCUCUACUACCACAUCCGCACCAGCAACGUCUACAAACCCUCACACAUCCGCGCUCUCUUAUCCGAAAGCAUCUCCCUCUUCCGCCACAACACCAUCUUCCUCUCCCUCUUCGCCUGGAACGAAUCCCGCUUCCGCAUCGAAGAACGCGUCCGCGACACCAUCCGCGACAUCACCACCACCACAACCUCCUCCUACCCCGACCCCCUCACAUCCACACCCACCCAAAUCCCCAUAACCACCCACCUCUUCUCCAUCUACACCGAACUCAACCGUCCCAUCUACGCCGGCUCAACCCUCCACUCCGUCCGCGCCGCCUUCGAAAAAGCCAUCGGCGACACCACCUCCCCUUCCACUUCCACCUCCACCUCUACAGCCCACUCCAGCAUCACCCUCUGGAAACUCUACAUCCUAUUCGAACUAUCCCGGAACGAGAUCAAGCGCGCCAAGGACGUCUUCUACCGGGGUAUGCGCGCAUGUCCGUGGUCGAAAGAACUCAUCAUGUUGGCAUUUACGCAUCUGCGGGCUGAUCUUAUCUCGCCGCGAGAGUCGAGAAAGGGCGAAGAGGGGAUGGGAUUUGACGAGUUGAGACAUGUGUAUAAUGUGUUGGUGGAGAAGGGAUUACGGGUUCAUUUGGAUAUUGAGAUGGAGUUGGAUGAGGUUGUGGUGAGGGGUGUGGGUGCGGGUGGGAGUGUUUCGUCUAAGUUGCCGAUUAAUAUGCCUGAGGAUGCCGAGAGUGAGGAUGAGGGGAUGCAGAUAGGUUAAUGGAGCGCCCGGGGGGGGGUAGUAUUGGUAGAUUAGAUUAGCGUUGGUAAUGAUGCAUUGGGCUUAUUACGCGAUGUACGAUUCGCCUAGACGCAUUGUAUUCCCUUAAACAUUUAUGAGCCGUGUAAAGACAGUAAGAAGUAUUGUACAGGAUAUUGCAGUUCGCGACAGACAGAGACAACAAAUAAUCAAAGAGACGUGAAG
Aspergillus ibericus CBS 121593 is the source of this 3718-nucleotide messenger RNA. RefSeq lists its product as uncharacterized. Gene Ontology annotation, biological process: regulatory ncRNA-mediated post-transcriptional gene silencing; RNA processing; negative regulation of RNA catabolic process. The record is from RefSeq and is a predicted model, not a curated record. Gene Ontology annotation, cellular component: catalytic step 2 spliceosome. Gene Ontology annotation, molecular function: protein binding. The coding region runs from base 41 to 3514 and encodes 1157 amino acids. Lineage: Eukaryota; Fungi; Ascomycota; Eurotiomycetes; Eurotiales; Aspergillaceae. The transcript is spliced from 3 exons.